AUGGUCCAGCAACAGCUGAGACAGCUCCUGCCAGAGAAGGAGGUGGAUCCUUCUGCUGCCCUCGCCCUGCUCUGUGGCUCGGCGGCAGCUGUGGUGGUCUGGAAAUGGCUGGGCAAAAGGCAGAUCCAGAAGAAAAUGGAAGAGGCUCGGAGCACCCGGGAUGAGGGUGUGAAGAAAAUGGCAAAGGCUGUCCAGCAGUUCAGGGAGCAGGUCUCCAGUGUCCAGAAGGACACCAUCCUGUCCCUGCCCCUGCUGGAACUCACUGGGAGACUGCAGGAAGGGUCUCUGUCCCCUAAGACUGUCCUCUACACCUACUUAGAGAAGGCCCUGGAAGUGACCCAGCAGACAAACUGCUUGCGACAUUUUAUCCCAGAGUGUGAGGAGCAGCUCCAGGAAAUACAACGGCAAAGGGAGAAAGGGCUGCUCUAUGGCAUCCCUGUCAGCAUCAAGGAUCACAUUGGCCACAAGGGGCAUCUGUCGACCUGUGGGCUUGUGCAACACCUGGGCACUCUGGUGCAGGAAGACAGUGUCCUAGUCAAGGUUUUGAAGAGACAGGGGGCCAUCCCAUUUGCAAUGACCAACGUGCCGCAAUCCCUCUUCAACUAUGACUGCAGCAAUCCCAUCUUCGGCCAGACCUUGAACCCCUUCAACCACCAGAAGAGCCCCGGGGGCUCCUCAGGAGGGGAGGGAGCUCUGAUCGCAGGGGGAGGCUCCAUCCUGGGCAUCGGCUCAGACAUCGGUGGCAGCAUCCGCCUGCCAUCUAGCUUCUGCGGGCUGUGCGGGCUCAAACCCACGGCCGAAAGGCUCAGCCUGUCUGGAGUGAGUAGCCCAGUCAGUGGGAUCCUGGCAGUUCCUUGCACGCUGGGGCCGAUGGCGAGGGACGUGGACAGCCUGGCCCUGUGCAUGAAGGCGCUGCUCUGCCAGGAUAUGUUCCAGCUGGACCCCACCGUGCCCCCCAUCCCCUUCGAUGAGGAGGUGUACUCCAGCUCUGCUCCCCUGCGGGUCGGGUACUACGACACAGACGGCUACUUCCCACUGCCCCCUUGCAUGCGGCGGGUGGUGUGGGAAACCAGGGGGGCUCUGCAGGCAGCCGGGCACCAGCUGGUGCCCUUUUCUCCACCUCGGAUCCACUAUGUCAUGACUGAACUGUUUUUGAAGACCUUUUUUGCUGAUGGAGGCCGUGCUUGGUUGGACGUGUUCACAGGAGAUAUUGUAGAUCCAAGCUUGAAAUCACAGGUGAAUUGCUGCAAGAUCCCGAGUCUGGGGAAGAAGCUGCUGGCUCUGAUUCUUAAACCUCUGUUUCCCCGCCUGGCUGACUAUCUGAGCGCCUUGGGUGGAAUGAGAUCAGUGAAGGAGAUGUGGAAUCAUCACCAUCAAAUAGAGGCAUACCGCACCGAGUUCAUUGCCCGGUGGAGGGAACUCCGGCUGGACGUUGUGCUGUGCCCUGUCCUGGGGCCUGCCUUCACCACGGGAUACCCUGGGAAACUCCUCACUGCCAUCUCCUCCACGAUGCUGUACAAUGUCUUGAACUUCCCCGCUGGGGUUGUACCUGUCAGCACGGUGACAGAAGCGGAUGAGGAAGACCUAAAGCUUUACCAAGGAUGGUGUGAUGACCCCUGGGACCGGACGCUGAAACAGGCUGUGGCAGGAGCCGUGGGGCUGCCCGUGGCUGUGCAGUGCGUAGCCUUGCCGUGGCGGGAGGAGCUGUGCCUCCGGUUGAUGAAGGAGGUGGAGACCCUCAGUCAUGAGAAGAGAGCGGCAUAG
Molecule: messenger RNA, 1764 nt
Organism: Aptenodytes forsteri (emperor penguin)
Lineage: Eukaryota; Metazoa; Chordata; Aves; Sphenisciformes; Spheniscidae
Product: vitamin D3 hydroxylase-associated protein
Exons: 15
Coding region: 1-1764 (587 amino acids)
Biological process (GO): fatty acid catabolic process
Molecular function (GO): fatty acid amide hydrolase activity; amidase activity
Source: RefSeq, a predicted model, not a curated record